AUGCCCCAAGAACUGGCAUUGUCCAGCGUAGCAGUUUCAGCUACGGAAACGCGAGCCCUUGAGUUCUUUUUCCGCACUACCUCGUCGUGCCUGGCUGGGUUCCUCGAUGUUGCAUUCUGGAAGCGAAGUGUUCUCCAGCUUAGUCUCUCGGAACCAUCAAUACGACUGGCCUUGGCUGCCUUGGGAUCGAUGCAUGAAGCAGAAGCUAUCGCUACCCCAGAAGAAGCACAGAUAGCGAAACAAACCGCUGUCCAAAUGUAUGGGCGGGCACUUCGUUCCACACUCGACAAGGCAUCGACCGACAACCUUGCUACGUCGGUCAUUGUGAUGGCUAGCAUCCUGUUUACAUGCUUCGAAUUUCUCCAUCGGGACUCUGCUGCCGCCGCAAAGCAUAUUGGAAGUGGAAUCAAUAUUAUACGAGCGUGGCGCGAUAGUGAUCGAUCCAGGAACCAACUUUGGGGCCGGAACUACCAAUCCUAUGAAGCCUACUUCAUCGAGACGGAGCUAGCACCGAUUCUGACCCUGUUCAAUCUCAAUGCCCUGGAGUUUGGCUCAUUUCCCCGAAACCGAAUAAUUCUAAGCGCAAUUGACAGUCGUGGUCCGUACCUCGCAGGGCAAUUCGAGACGUUACAGGAAGCAAGAGUUGCUUUUGUUGACUUGGUUACUGCGUCUACAGAGCUUUUCCAGCACCUGGAUGCUGGUGUUGACUCUGGAAAUGUUCCACUUAUUGACACCAUGGCUGCAUCUGAGGGGCUUCGUGAGGGCUUCAGCCAUUGGAAAACUAACUUCGAUGAUCUAGUUGCGCGUCGCGAGUCGACUUGGAGCAAAGAGGAGCGCAACGCAGCAGCUGUCAUUCAAAUCUCGCGGUUCGGGGCUGAGCUCGGGCUUGCCGCGUACGGCAUCUCGAGCGAAUGUGAUUGGGACAACCAUGUAGAAGACUACGAAGAUAUCUGCCAGAUUGCUGAGAUAUUACUUUCCGAUUCCACUCAUUACCCAGACGAGCUCUCCAAGUCUCUCAGCCUAGACCUGCCCCUGAUUUACCCCCUGCAUGCCGUCGCCUGGAAGUGUCGCCAUCCGCGGCUGCGUCGAAAAGGACUGGAAUUACUCCUCCGAGCCCCAAAGCGAGAAUGGUUACUGGAUUCUCGGCAGUAUCAUACCAUCUUUUCGCACAUAAUGGCCUUGGAAGAGGCAGCCAUCGGAAGACCCGAGGGCGAUAUACUGGAAGAGGGCCUCGUUCCCCCGGAACAUGCGCGGAUUCAUGAUUUCGACUGUGUCCCCCAGCUAGGGGCUAGUAGAGAUUUUUCUCGCCAUGCUGUUACUUUUCGGACAAGGCCGGGCGGCCCUAACGCGCCAUGGCAGUGUGUUACUCAUUACAUUCAUCUUUCAUCGCCGGUCAGUAGCGGUAUGCCGCCUUUGAACCUGUUUUCUUGCCGGAGAUGGGCAUGGCCGGAAAUGACCGAUCCUCAAACUGCGCGGAUGCUAAAAAGCGCCGUAUUUGGGGAGCUCCUAAAACAAGAGGACUUCCAGCAUGAUCUUUGA
Molecule: messenger RNA, 1539 nt
Organism: Aspergillus mulundensis
Lineage: Eukaryota; Fungi; Ascomycota; Eurotiomycetes; Eurotiales; Aspergillaceae
Exons: 1
Coding region: 1-1539 (512 amino acids)
Source: RefSeq, a predicted model, not a curated record